Molecule: messenger RNA, 4036 nt
Organism: Porites evermanni
Lineage: Eukaryota; Metazoa; Cnidaria; Anthozoa; Scleractinia; Poritidae
Source: the annotation of a GenBank genome assembly
GGUCAAAUUCCCGAUGUUAUAUCUUGUAGUGCUGCCGUCUCAGACGGUUCAUUUUACUCGGUUAUCAUGAAUUCAUCGGCUGCAGGAACCGCUACCGGGUUGAAGACCUCUAAAUCUCAGCGAGUGAGAGAGCUUCUCCCAUCGUUUAAGCCUUCUUGUUUGUCAAUUUUUCUAGCAUUUGUCUCUGGAGUUCUUUGGCUAAAAAAUGAAGCUGUAAACGAUCGUCUUUUCAUGCUUGAAAAACAAGUAACGUCUUUGACAGACGGAUAUCGCGGCUUUCCUCUGACUUCAACAAGCGAACACAUUCCUCCAACAAACGAAGCCAAGGAAGCCAAGCGACAUAGAGUGAUAUCAGGUAUACGUAAAAUCGUCCUUAAAAUAAUAGUUUCAUGCUUCCUUUACACCUUUUUCGUCUGAACAGCUGCUGAUACCUAUAAUCAGAAUGCUACUAAUAACAGCCUGGGGAUACUCCCCCAGAAAUUCAGUCUUCAUUUUCGUUUGAGACGCAUGACCGAAUCUUUUAGAUAGUUUCCCAGCAAGCCUGGCACAAAUUAUUUCAAUGACUUGCAAGCCAUGGUCAAGGUUCUGACGCCAUAAAAUACAAAAUUAUGUUGAAGCGAAAUGAUCCUUUUCUCCCCGUUUUCCUCAUAAGGAUCAGUUUCGUCUGGCUCUUAGACGGCCUGUCGUGGCCGGUAUAAAUAAAUGAUCUUCACCGGAAAUCUCAAUUGACAGGUUAUUUUUAUACUCCGCAGAUCCUCUUAAAACAUCUUCUAUUAAACGAUCUCGCAGGCACGCUCUGGACAACACAACAAGGAUUAUUACUUCUGAGGAUAUUAGCGUUGAAAUUGCCUUCCAACUAGGGAAAUACUGCAAAACCAGUGAGAGAGUAUGCCCAGCAGGACCCCCCGGACGCCCUGGUCCAAGAGGUAGAAGAGGAUCCCGUGGCAGUAGGGGACCCAAAGGGAACAAGGGAAACAAGGGGCUUCAGGGAAGCGUUGGACCACCAGGUGUAGCUGGAAAAACGGGAAUUGUCGGCCCAGUAGGACCUAGAGGAGAGAAAGGAGACCAGGGUGACACAGGAUCACCAGGAAUAAUCGGAAUUCCCGGGGCGCGCGGAGAAAAUGGAACGGUAGGACCUCCGGGACCCGGGGGAGAAAAAGGAAAUAAAGGGGAACCAGGGUCAAAAGGAGUGCGGGGACCUCCAGGUAAACCCGGAGAUAUGAUCGCCUUACCGAACGUGACGGUGACGCCGAUGGAAGUCACAGUCGAUGAAGGAGACAACGUAACGUUUCAAUGCCUCAUCAGUGGAAAUCCUACACCUAAUAUUUACUGGAAGUUUGAAGGCGUUAGGCUGUUAACUGGGUUUAAGUACUCUAUCGACUCUGGUAAACUGUUUAUAAACCAGGCAAAUUUCUACGAUACCGGAGAGUAUUCUUGCGUGGCGAACAGUGCAUUAGGUUCAGACGAAUCAGUUGGAAACUUAACAGUACGAGGUAAGUCUGAAAGAUAUGAUGCCGUUCGUCGUCAGUUUUAAUUCUCAGAGAAUCUGACAAGAAAAUUAAAGAAAAUCACUAUACCGUUAAGAAAGUUUGACUGACAGGUUCGCUUCUGAUGACAGAACAGUAUAGCGAACUGUUUCAGAAGCCUCAAAGUUUUACUAUAAUAAAUAUACAUCAAAAACUGACGUGCGAAAGCGUAGCACAGGGGCCGAAGCAUAACCCUCUGGCGACCGCCAGUGAAAUUAGCAAAUAUUUUCCUGUUAAUUGGACGUAAUUAUAAUAAGCAGGGUUUUUUUGCGGAGCAUGCGCUUAAGACAAAAUUUGUACUAACACGAAUCUUCUUCGAUCUUUCUUUUAGGCUUUCUUUUUUCCCUCUGCCUUUCAGCAUUUUUGUUAGUUUUUGUAGCCAGGACGAAAUGAAAUUUAAUCUGCAAAGAGUAGUAGAUGAAUAGGAAAGUUGGCAGUGGAUUUUUCAUCAAAAUAUUACUUGGUUUUCUAAGUGCAACUCUAUCAGGUUUGGACAAAAUGUUCAAAGAUCUAUCCUUGCGGAAUUUGCUUUCUACCAGCUUAGGCUACCAAAGCGGCAGAGGCGUUCUGCAUUGUUCAAUACUAAGUGAAAAACUGUGUUUGGCACACGGUGUCAUCGACACUAAGGGUAGUUUUUCGAAUUUGCUGAAAGCCUCACACCUAACACCUUGAAUUUCACAUCUUUAGCCGCACCUAUCUUCGUAAAAAGACCACCAUCACUCACUAUGCCAUUUGAAAGCACUGAUUUCUCAGAAGUCUGUCAGGCAGAAGGAUUUCCAACCCCGGUGUCCAACUGGACCAGGCUUCUUCAGGCAUUUCCCUUGGCGAGAACUGAAGUGAGUGGAGAAAUCCUUACCAUCAGAAACCUCACUACUACCGACAGUGGAUUAUACGAGUGUGAAGUAACGAACAACAUGGGAACAAAGAAGACUAGGAUGAACUUAGUUGUACAGAAAGGAGGUGAGUAUCACUUAACUGAAACUAACAUCGGAGCAAAAUCGCUUCUAGGCAAAAGAACACAGAAAAAAAAACACCUCACAAGAAAAAUAAAAAAGAAGAAGAAGAGUAAAAUUGUGAAUCGUCACUGCAUGAAUACAAGUAAUUUAUUGAGGUUUUGUCGAAGCAGACUCAUCAAACUUAACGUACUACAGUACUUGGUAGCCGUCAUUUGGUCACACUUAGGGAUUUCAUCCACGGAUUGACACUCAGUAGUUUGAGCGACCUUGUGUUCAACAUAUUGUGACUCACAAUAUACAGGAAAGUACUGCUGAGUAGCUUCCAUUCGACUGGCCAGUCUUCAGAAUUUUUAGAACCGCCUUGUAAAGCGUUAUUUUAAUAACGCUGUUAAAACAAUCCCGCAGGACUAAAGUACCGAGUUUCAUUUGAAUGGUCAAACUUUAGGAUUUGCGCGAUCCACAGAAUCAGACUGAGUUACAGCUACCUUAUACAGCACAAUAAUAAUCAGUGCCACAAGAAAGUGCCGCUCAGCAGCUUUCAUUUGCCGUGACACUAUAGGAUUUCAUCCACAAAUUCAAAAGCUAGAACCACCUUGUAGACAGCUAAUCAACUUACAGGCUUCAUCCGAUACACUCAAAAGGUACACAAAACCGCUUUGUACAGCAUAAAAAGCACUGGCAAAGAAACGAGCAGGAAUUAGGCUUCAUUACUCAUUGAUCCGACUUUCAGAGACGUUCGUGACAUUCGCACUCUUUCAUAUUGAUGAUUCUUAAAAGCAACUACACCAGAACAAUGGGAGGCAAGAAACGCAAUUCUGGUUCUGAACGUUUUAAUAUACUUAUCUAAUGCCCUGAAAAGCCCUAAAGCUCAUCGAGGGUCAUUUAUCUUUGACACUACAUUACAGGACAUUCAGUACAGAUUGUCCUACACGCUGUGACUGUGUGCAUGGAAUUCACUUUUUUUGUUGUUGUUAUUAACGGCCGCUGUACAAUUUUCUUACCCCUUUUUCAGUGGAUUGUGAAUGUUGGAUCUCAAGAAGCACAACGCCAUCAGUUCGCUACAGCUGGCAAAGUUAUCAAGCUUCCCUGGCAGAUGCUUUCAACUUUCAAACCAGUAGUAAUGUCAUAUUACGAGGCUAUUACCUAUGGAACAGAGGAGAAUUGUUCCCUGGUAAUAGAUUCACAAUUGAGUUAUACCAAGGAAAUACCUCUAUUGCCGCGAAAAAUGGUACCUAUGAUUCCAGCCUUUAUCGCAAAGAUACAUUUCCAGUGUUCUUUCCCCGAGUAGUUCACUUGGAGGCGGGUGUUAAUUAUACCGGAGUUGUGAAAAUUUAUAGAAGGAAGUCCUACCGCGCAGAAAAUAUCGCAGUCAACAACAAUGUCUGUUCAGGGGUUAAUGUUGCAUUUGAGAAAUCUAGCCUUUUGUACUCAGGCUCCUACCGUUAUGCUCGUCAGAUUUCUGCGUUAAUCUUUCUCAGUUUGAAAUGCUGAUGGUAUGCACCCUAAGUCCAUCUAACUGAGCUUCCUGGGUCCAAGUGUUUACUUUUUACGCAA